Pongo pygmaeus (Bornean orangutan) is the source of this 3311-nucleotide messenger RNA. It is a transcript of the gene FGF10, whose product is annotated as fibroblast growth factor 10. The record is from RefSeq and is a predicted model, not a curated record. The transcript is spliced from 3 exons. Bases 1 to 624 code for a protein of 207 amino acids. NCBI's taxonomy places the organism in Eukaryota, Metazoa, Chordata, Mammalia, Primates, Hominidae. Gene Ontology annotation, molecular function: growth factor activity.
AUGUGGAAAUGGAUACUGACACAUUGUGCCUCAGCCUUUCCCCACCUGCCCGGCUGCUGCUGCUGCUUUUUGUUGCUGUUCUUGGUGUCUUCCGUCCCUGUCACCUGCCAAGCCCUUGGUCAGGACAUGGUGUCACCAGAGGCCACCAACUCUUCUUCCUCCUCCUUCUCCUCUCCUUCCAGCGCGGGAAGGCAUGUGCGGAGCUACAAUCACCUUCAAGGAGAUGUCCGCUGGAGAAAGCUAUUCUCUUUCACCAAGUACUUUCUCAAGAUUGAGAAGAACGGGAAGGUCAGCGGGACCAAGAAGGAGAACUGCCCGUACAGCAUCCUGGAGAUAACAUCAGUAGAAAUCGGAGUUGUUGCCGUCAAAGCCAUUAACAGCAACUAUUACUUAGCCAUGAACAAGAAGGGGAAACUCUAUGGCUCAAAAGAAUUUAACAAUGACUGUAAGCUGAAGGAGAGGAUAGAGGAAAAUGGAUACAAUACCUAUGCAUCAUUUAACUGGCAGCAUAAUGGGAGGCAAAUGUAUGUGGCAUUGAAUGGAAAAGGAGCUCCAAGGAGAGGACAGAAAACACGAAGGAAAAACACCUCUGCUCACUUUCUUCCAAUGGUGGUACACUCAUAGAGGAAGGCAAUGUUCAUGGAUGCAGUAGAACCAAUGGCUCUUUUGCCAAGAAUAGUGGAUAUUCUUCAUGAAGACAGUAGACUGAAAGGCAAAGACACGUUGCAGAUGUCUGCUUGCUUAAAAGAAAGCCAGCCUUUGAAGGUUUUUGUAUUCACUGCUGACAUAUGAUGUUCUUUUAAUUAGUUCUGUGUCAUGUCUUAUAAUCAAGAUAUAGGCAGAUCGAAUGGGAUAGAAGUUAUUCCCAAGUGAAAAACAAUGUGGCCGGGUUUUUUUGUUGUUGUUGCCGUUGUUAAGUUUUUGUUUUUAAACCUCUGAGAUAGAACUUAAAGGACAUAGAACAAUCUGUUGAAAGAACGAUCUUCGGGAAAGUUAUUUAUGGAAUACGAACUCAUAUCAAAGACUUCAUUGCUCAUUCAAGCCUAAUGAAUCAAUGAACAGUAAUACAUGCAAGCAUUUACUGGAAAGCACUUGGGUCAUAUCAUAUGCACAACCAAAGGAGUUCUGGAUGUGGUCUCAUGGAAUAAUUGAAUAGAAUUUAAAAAUAUAAACAUGUUAGUGUGAAACUGUUCUAACAAUACAAAUAGUAUGGUAUGCUUGUGCAUUCUGCCUUCAUCCCUUUCUAUUUCUUUCUAAGUUAUUUAUUUAAUAGGAUGUUAAAUAUCUUUUGGGGUUUUAAAGAGUAUCUCAGCAGCUGUCUUCUGAUUUAUCUUUUCUUUUUAUUCAGCACACCACAUGCAUGUUCACGACAAAGUGUUUUUAAAACUUGGCGAACACUUCAAAAAUAGGAGUUGGGAUUAGGGAAGCAGUAUGAGUGCCCGUGUGCUAUCAGUUGAGUUAAUUUGCACUUCUGCAGUAAUAACCAUCAACAAUAAAUAUGGCAAUGCUGUGCCACGGCUUGAGUGAGAGAUGUCUGCUAUCAUUUGAAAACAUAUAUUACUCUCGAGGCUUCCUGUCUCAAGAAAUAGACCAGAAGGCCAAAUUCUUCUCUUUCAAUACAUCAAUUUGCCUCCAAGAAUAUACUAAAAAAAGGAAAAUUAAUUGCUAAAUACAUUUAAAUAGCCUAGCCUCAUUAUUUACUCAUGAUUUUUUGCCAUAUGUCAUGGCGGUAAAGAGGCUGUCCACAUCUCUAAAAACCCUCUGUAAAUUCCACAUAAUGCAUCUUUCCCAAAGGAACUAUCAAAGAAUUUGGUAUGAAGUGCCACUCUCCCAGGGGCUUAAACUGAGCAAAUCAAAUAUAUACUGGUAUAUGUGUAACCAUAUACAAAAACCUGUUCUAGCUGUAUGAUCUAGUCUUUACAAACCAAAUAAAGCUUGUUUUCUGUAAAUUUAAAGAGCUUUACAAGGUUCCAUAAUGUAACCAUAUCAAAAUUCACUUUGUUAGAGCAGGUAUAGAAAACAGUACAUAAGAGUUUACCAAUCAUCAUCACAUUGUAUUCCACUAAAUAAAUACAUAAGCCUUAUUUGCAGUGUCUGUAGUGAUUUUAAAAAUGUAGAAAAAUACUAUUUGUUCUAAAUACUUUUAAGCAAUAACUAUAAUAGUAUAUUGAUGCUGCAGUUUUAUCUUCAUAUUUCUUGUGUUGAAAAAGCGUUUUAUUGUUUAGACACAGUAUUUUGGUACAAAAAAAAGACUCACUAAAUGUGUCUUACUAAAGUUUAACCUUUGGAAAUGCUGGCGUUCUGUGAUUCUCCUACAAACUUAUUUGUGUCAAUACUUAACCAGCACCUCCAGUUAAUCUGUUAUUUUUAAAAAUUGCUUUAUUAAGAAAUUUUUUGUAUAAUCCCAUAAAAGGUAAUAUUUUUCCCAUUCUUCAAAAAAAUUGUAUUUCAGAAGAAACACAUUUGAGGCACUGUCUUUUGGCUUACAGUUUAAAUUGCAUUUCAUCAUACUUUGCUUCCAGCCUGCUUUGUGGCAAAUGAGAUUAUAAAAAUGUUUAAUUUUUGUGGUUGGAAUCGAUGUUAAAAUUUAAUUGGUAACUCAGUCUGUGAGCUAUAAUGUAAUGCAUUCCUAUCAAAACUAGGUAUCUUUUUUUUCCUUUAUUUUAAAAUAAUAAUUGCACCUGACACAUAAACAUAGACCACCCACAACCAAAAUUAAAUGUUUGGUGAGACAAAUACACAUUGGAUGACCACAGUAACAGCAAACAGGGCACAAACUGGAUUCUUAUUUCACAUAUACAUUUAGAUUACUAAAGAGACUAUGUGUAAACCGUCAUCAUUAUAGUACUCAAGACACUAAAACAGCUUCUAGCAAACUGUAUUAAAGCUUGCAGAGGCCAAAAAUAGAAAACAUCUCCCUGUCUCUCCCACAUUUCCCUCACAGAAAGACAAAAAACCUGCCUGGUGCAGUAGCUCACACCUGUAAUCCCAGCAGUCUGGGAGGCUGUGGGAAAUGGCUUGAGUCCAGGAGUUCUAGACAGGCCUGAGAAACCUAGUGAGACAUCCUUCUCUUAAACAAAACAAAACAAAUGUAGCCAUGCAUGGUGACAUAUACCUGUGGUCCCAACUACUCAGGAGGCUGAAGCGGAAGGAUCUCUUGGGCCCAGGAGUUUGAGGCUGCAGUGAGCUAUAAUCUUGCCACUGCACUCCAGCCUGGGUGAAAAAGAGCCAGAAAGAAAGGAAAGAGAGAAAAGAGAAAAGAAAGAGAGAAAAGACAGAAAGACAGGAAGGAAGGAAGGAAGGAAAGAAGG